This is a messenger RNA of Pipistrellus nathusii (Nathusius's pipistrelle), 1068 nucleotides long. The record is from the annotation of a GenBank genome assembly. NCBI's taxonomy places the organism in Eukaryota, Metazoa, Chordata, Mammalia, Chiroptera, Vespertilionidae.
AUGGAACCAUCAACCAUUGCAAACAUCUAUGAAGUGACCACAGAAGAUUACGAUUAUGACUCAACCCCAUGCCAUAAAGGAGAUGUCAGGGCUUUCGGGUCUCAACUGCUGCCCCCCUUGUACUCCCUGGUAUUUGUCAUUGGCCUGGUUGGCAACAUCCUGGUGGUCCUUGUCCUUCUGCAAUAUAAGAGGCUCAAGAGCAUGACCAGCAUCUACCUCCUCAACCUGGCCGUGUCUGACCUGCUCUUCCUCUUCACGCUGCCCUUCUGGGUUGACUACGAUCUGAAGGAUAACUGGAGGUUCGGCAAAGGCAUGUGUAAGUUUCUGUCGGGGCUUUACUUCAUAGGCCUGUACAGUGAGAUCUUUUUCAUGAUCCUGCUGACCAUCGACAGGUACCUGGCCAUUGUCCAUGCAGUGUUCGCUCUGCGGGCCAGGACUGUCAUCUUUGGUAUCAUCUCCAGCCUCGUCGCCUGGGUUCUGGCCAUCCUGGCUGCCAUUCCGGGCUUUUACUUUUCUAAUAUCCAAUGGGAGUCCAGUCAUUUCACCUGCAGCCUUCAUUUCCCUCACCAACACCUAAAACAAUGGCAACAGUUCCAGGCUCUGAAAAUGAACAUCUUGGGGCUGGUUCUGCCCCUGGUGAUCAUGAUCAUCUGCUACACGGGAAUUAUAGAGAUUCUGCUCAGACGCCCCAAUGAGAAGAAGGCCAGAGCCGUCCGCCUGAUUUUUGUCAUCAUGAUCCUCUUCUUUCUCUUUUGGACCCCCUACAACCUGACUUUGUUUAUUUCUGCUUUUCAAAAUGAAAUCUUGGCGAAUGAGUGUGAGCAGAGCAAACAGCUGGACCUGGCCAUCCAGGUGACGGAGGUGAUCGCCUACACGCACUGCUGCAUCAACCCCAUCGUCUACGUCUUUGUGGGCGAGAGGUUCCGCAAGUACCUGCGCCAGCUGUUCCACAGGCUCCUGGUCGUGCGCCUGGCCAAAUGGCUCCCCUUCCUCCGCACCGAGAGGCUGGAGAGGACCAGCUCCACGUCCCCCUCCACCGCUGAGCAAGAGCUCUCUAAUGGGUUCUGA